GCCAGAGUUCAGUUUCCCGCGUCAAUGUUCCCACUAAACCAAGAAGUUAAAACCGAUUCAGAAACAAAACCUAGUAACUGAAAAUCCUCUUCCUCUCUCACUCGAUCAGUCGCUUAAAAUGUUUUAUUCACAGACAUUUCUGGCUCGUAAAGGUCCGCUCGGCACCGUCUGGUGUGCGGCGCAUCUCCAGCACCGGCUCAAAAAGUCUCACUACACCUCCACCAACAUUCCCUCCACCGUCGAUCGUAUUAUGUUUCCGGAAGUUCCGAUUGCGUUGAGACUGUCGGGGCAUCUUCUGUUAGGCGUGGUUCGGAUCUAUUCGAAGAAAGUUGAUUAUCUUCAUCAUGACUGUAAUGUCGUUUUGAUUGGGUUGAGAAAAGCUUUUACUACUGUUAAUGUUAAUUUGCCUGAGGAUGCCACACAAGCUCAGAUUGAAAGUAUUACUUUUCCUGAAAGGAUGGACCUUGAUGCUGUGGAUUUGGAUGACCUUAUUUAUGAUGACCAUUAUGAUCGUCAUCUUAGGGAUCAGGAGGAGAUUACACUUACAGAUCAAAUUCCUAUUGGGAGAGAUAUUUAUGUUGCGAUAUCUUUUGAUGAGGAUGUUAUAAUGGAUUCUGUGUGGCCGGAAGAGGUUGCAAAUUUGGGAGUUCAACAAAUGGAGACCAUUGUUCCUGUACCUCCAAUGGAUGCUGAUGCGGGUUUUCAGCUUGGUCCAAGUAAUCAGACAGAAGUACUUAGUGAGACUGUGGAUGAUCAAAAUGCUGGUGUAAGUAAUCAGAGAGAACCACUUAGUGAGGCUCUGAACCUGCAACAGCCUGAACCUGGUCAGAGCAAUCAGACAGAUGUUCUUGAUAAAACAAUGGAUUUUCAAGAACCCAGUCCAAGUAAUCAGACAGAUAACCUUGAUCCAAGGAAAACUGAUCAGGCUUCUCCACAUAGUGUUCCAGAAUUUGAAGUUAUGCGUGAUGCUACCCAUGAUUUUAGCCCUGGAAACAUGCCUCCGGUAUUUACCAAUCAUGUACAUGAUGCAACUGAGCCUUUAGGAUCUCCAGGCAAGAACUUGAAUGAGAAGGAAGUUCAUACUCUAAAUUUAGAGGAUGUAUUGGAAUCUGGAGGGCUUUCCUUUCAAUUUCACCAACAUUCAGAACCAUCAGCUUCUGCAGUUUCACAAGAAGCUGCCGAGAUUUUUGAUACACAUAUUUCCCUCGGGCAUCCAACUCCUGAAUUGGCUAUCCGAUCAACUCCUCCUGUACAGCGGAAAAAACCAAGAGCACUGAAAAGAAAGAUUCUUGAUAAGUCCAUAGUGCUGUCUAAUAAGUUUAUGAAGAAAGCACUUGAAGAUUCCAGUUAUUUAUUAAGGAAGAAGAGAAAUUUGCCUGGCUCUGAUUUAGAAGUGUGGAAGUUGAACAACCAUGUCAGAAAGGAGCAAGUCUUUCAAGAGCCUUCGUUAACUGGGAUGUGUGAAGAUAUCCGCAAUAUCUUCAAAAAGGACUAUAUCUCAGCCAAACCCUAUUUGUUUUCCAUUGAGGAAGAUAUAGUAGAACCCAUGGCCAUGGAUUCUCUUGCACCUGAAACAGAAGCUAACUUGCAGCCCCUGAUUACUGAUUCUCCAGCUCUUCAGGCUCAAGCUAUCCUGGAUCCUGGGGUUGUGCAAUCUCCUUUGCACACAACUGAAAGUAUUCUGCAGCCUAGGAUUGUAGAAUCUCCUCAUCACUCAGCUGAAGCUAUCCAGGAGCCUAGUGUGGCAUGUUCUUCUAGUCCAGUGCCUGAAAAUGAUAUGGAAAUUGAAAGAUUUAGAAAUGAGGAAAGAAAUAUUGGCAAUGAUAAUUUACCUGAAUUUAUGGCUUCUGGAAAAGAUGGCUUUACUCCUUUCUCAACUAAUACCACAAGAUCUGGGUCAGUAUCCCAGGCAGGAACAACUGUCAGGUCUCCAACGCUACCUACACCAGAUGUUGCAGCUUUGACUGGAACUCGUGGAUCUGAGCUUGAAACACCAACAACACUUAUUGAGGAGGGAAUUGGACUUGAGUACACUGGGCUAUCAGAUAUUCCAGAGUUGGUAAAUACUGCAGAAGCAGAAGAGCUUAGUUUCCUGGAAGCAGAAAACAAUACACCAACAGGAUCCCAAGCAAGUCAAGGAGUUGACUCAUUGUCUGUGAGAACCAGGGCAGUGGCUCAAUAUCUAAAACAUCAUUCUCCUAUUACCCCGGUCUCGGAAGACCCAUCUGGCCAUCUCAGUUUGAACAAGAUCUUAACAGGGAAAACAAGAAAGUUAUCUGCAAGAAUGUUUUUUGAGACAUUGGUUUUGAAGAGCCAUGGACUUAUUGAUGUGCAGCAAGAAGAGCCUUACGGAGAUAUUGCUUUAAAGUUGACUGAUACACUCUCUAAGGCAGAUAUAUGAGGUAAUAUAUGUCAUCUAACAUGCUGGGGGGCUUUCAUCUGUAUAAAGGUAGAAUUGAGGGUGGCAGAAAAAAGUUUUUGUAGAUCUUGUAAAAAUUUAGACAAAGUAGACAAGAAGAUGGAGGCAAAGUUGCGGAGGAAUCCAUCCUCAAUUGUUCUAGAUAUGGCUUUUGUCACUGUUGCUUUGUAGAUCUUGCAUGCUAGCCAUCCAAUAGAACGCAGAAGAAGCCAUCACAUAAUAUAUGCAAAGCUAAUUCUUUUCCAUGAUGAUGUAUGCAUGGCAGAAGCUAGACGUUACCAUCUGCCUAUAAAUUUGCUUAGGCGCAUGUAACCUGAAACUUCAUUCUUAACUAAAUAAAACUGCUUGCUUCUAAUCCUA
Molecule: messenger RNA, 2779 nt
Organism: Mangifera indica (mango)
Lineage: Eukaryota; Viridiplantae; Streptophyta; Magnoliopsida; Sapindales; Anacardiaceae
Product: sister chromatid cohesion 1 protein 3
Exons: 13
Coding region: 119-2401 (760 amino acids)
Biological process (GO): mitotic sister chromatid cohesion; replication-born double-strand break repair via sister chromatid exchange; synaptonemal complex assembly
Cellular component (GO): cohesin complex; synaptonemal complex
Molecular function (GO): protein binding; chromatin binding
Source: RefSeq, a predicted model, not a curated record